Messenger RNA from Lachancea dasiensis, 711 nucleotides. NCBI's taxonomy places the organism in Eukaryota, Fungi, Ascomycota, Saccharomycetes, Saccharomycetales, Saccharomycetaceae. The record is from the annotation of a GenBank genome assembly.
AUGGAGUAUACCAAGGAACAAGAAACACUUACUCUGGAUAUCGUGGGCCAGAACAACCAUGCUUUUUAUGAGCUGCUCCGUGUAGAUAGUAAAGCUUCCGAUAAUGAGAUAAAGAAGGCUUACCGUAAACUAGCGGUGAAGCUACAUCCAGAUAAGAACAAGCAUCCUAGAGCCAGUGAAGCCUUCAAACGCAUCAACAGGGCUUUUGAAGUACUCAGCGAUGAGCAGAAAAGGCGUAUUUUCGACCAGAUUGGUCGGGACCCAGACGAAAGAGGGGCCCGUGAUCCCUCUGGCGCCAGCAGUGGUUUCGCCAAUAGUUCUGGGUUUUCACCCGAGGGAAUGUUUUUUAGACGAGCUCCAGCUGGUCCCCCUCAGGAUAUAUUUGAGUUUUUGUUCAAUUCACGAGCCGCAGGCGGCGGUCACCCAUUCAACUCUGCCUUUGGAGGCGGGCCAUUUGGCGCUGGACCGUUCGAUGGACCUUUUGGCGGCGGUACCACCUUUUCUUUUGGCGGACCUAGUGGAUUUAAAGUUUAUACUAAUGGAGGUCCCAGAACUCGUCACACUCAGCGAACUGCUGGAAAUGCUCAACAGCAAAAUCAGCAUCAACAGCAGGAGACAGAGCGCGAAGUCCAACAGAUUUUGAGGAUAUUACUACCCAUCCUGGUCAUUUUGUUAUUGCCAAUGCUCGAAAGGCUUCUAUUUGGGGCUUAA